Molecule: messenger RNA, 13240 nt
Organism: Neolamprologus brichardi
Lineage: Eukaryota; Metazoa; Chordata; Actinopteri; Cichliformes; Cichlidae
Source: RefSeq, a predicted model, not a curated record
GACUUCCGGUUGUGUGUCAUGGCGGUGGGAUGGUGAAUCCUAAAGAAGGAGAAAAAAUCUCGCCGCUUUCGUCCUUUCCCACAGAUUCAAGAGAAUUUCCAUGCAUUACUAAGCCCGUCAGCUGCGGUCUUGCAUCUUGGAUUUAGCAGCAGAGGGCUGCGGUGUCCGUCCGCCUGGUCAUGGCGGCUCACAAACCAGUGGAAUGGGUCCAGGCCGUGAUUACUAGAUUUGAUGAGCAGCUUCCCAUUAAAGUUGGACACCAGAACACCCACACCAAAGUCAGCACAGAGCACAACAAGGAAUGUUUGAUUAAUAUCUCCAAGUACAAGUUCUCCCUUGUCAUCAGUGGUCUUACCACCAUUCUCAAAAAUGUCAAUAAUAUGCGGAUAUUUGGAGAAGCAUCUGAGAAGAACCUCUACCUCUCUCAGCUCAUCAUUCUAGAUACCCUGAAGAAGUGCCUGGCUGGGCAAUCCAAGGACUGCUUGCGUCUGGAUGAAACCAUGCUGGUCAAACAGCUGCUGCCAGAGAUCUGCCAUUUCAUUCACACGUAUCGCGAGGGGCACCAGCACCAGCAUGCUGCUGAGCUACGAGCCUCAGCUUCGGCUGUCCUCUUCUCUCUGAGCUCCAACAACUUCAGCGCCGUUUUUAGCCGCAUUUCGACCAGGCUUCAAGAGCUGACCGUCUGCUCAGAGGAUAACGUUGAUGUUCAUGACAUAGAGCUCAUGCAGUACAUCAAUGUGGACUGCUCUAAGCUGAAGAGGCUGUUACAAGAAACUGUAAUGAAGUUCAGAGCUCUAAAGAAGCCUGCCCAGCUUGCCGUCAUCAGCAGUUUAGAGAAGGCAUUUUGGAACUGGGUGGAGUGUUACCCAGAUGAGUUCACCAUGCUGUACCAGCGACCACAGUCAGAUAUGGCAGAAGCUGCAGAGAAGUUGUUUGACCUGGUGGACAGUUUUGCAGAGAGUACCAAGAGGAAGGCAGCGGUGUGGCCACUGCAGAUAAUCCUCCUCAUACUCUGUCCAGAGAUUGUGUGUGUAAUCUCCAAAGACACAGUGGAAGAAAGCAAGGCUAACAAGAAACUUUUUCUGGACAGUUUACGGAAAGCUUUAGCAGGGCAAGGUGGAAGCAAACAGCUGAUGGAGAGUGCUGCCAUUGCUUGUGUCAAACUUUGUAAAGCCUCUACUUACAUCAACUGGGAAGAUCAUUCCACCAUUUUCCUCCUGGUCCAGUCCAUUGUCAUGGAUCUCAAGGCUCUGCUGUUCAACCCAGCCAAACCCUUCUGGAGGGGAACGGGCAGUCAGAAUGCUGAUGUGGAGCUCAUGAUGGAUUGCUUUGUGUCCUGUUUCCGCAUUAACCCUCACAACAACCAGCACUUUAAGGUCUGCCUGGCCUCAUCAUCCCCUUCCACCUUUCACUUUGUCCUGGUCAACUCGUUACAUAGAAUAAUCAACAAUUCCCACCUGGACUGGUGGCCUAAGAUCGAUGCAGUAUACUGCCACUCUGGAGAGCUUCGCUUCAUGUUCUCAGACACCCUCAACCGUGUAACCCAAGGCACUGGCACACAUGCCCCACUACGCAUGACUCCGAGUCUAACAUUUAUUGGAAAGAAAACCACCAGCCUUAAGUUCAAAGAGAAAGCCACAGAUUUGGACACUCGAAGUUACAAGUGCCUCCUCCUUGCUCUGGUUAAACUCAUCCAUGCUGACCCCAAACUCAUGUUGCAUAAUCCAGUGAAACAAGCUCCAGAGAUGCAGAGCAGCACAGCAGAGCUCAUCACUGGCCUUGUGCAGCUGGUGCCGCUAACCAACAGUACCCAGCUCUCACAAGAAGCCAUGGAGGCUUUGUUAGUUCUGCACCAACCAGAGAACAUAGAGCUGUGGAAUCCUGAUGCCCCCAUAGAGACAUUUUGGGACAUUAGUUCACAGGUGCUCUUCCUAAUUUGCCGCAAACUCAUCGGUCAGCUAAUUGUUAAUGGGACAGAGGUUCUGAAAUGGCUGAGGGAGAUUCUCAUCUGCAGGAACAAGUUUUUGCUCAAAAACAAGGAGUGUGCCACCAUGGGUGGUGGCAUCCCCAUCUGUCGGCAGGCACAGACAAAGCUAGAGGUGUCCCUCUACAUGUUCUUGUGGAGCCCAGACACCGAAGCUGUUCUGGUGGCCAUGUCUUGUUUUCGCCACCUGUGUGAGGAAGCUGAUAUCCGCAGUGCUGCUGACGAGGUGCCCGUUCAGACAAUCCUGCCCAACUAUGUGACUUUCAGUGAACUGGCAUCUGUCAGCAACAUGAUGGGAACAGGCCGCUCCACCUUGCAGAAGAGGGUGAUGGCUUUGUUGAGGAGGAUAGAGCAUCCUACACCAGGAAAUAUUGAAGCUUGGGAGGACACAUACGCUAAAUGGGACCAGGCCACCAAACAGAUUCUCAACUUUCCCAAAAACAAGGCAGAUGAUGGACAGCAGGAGUGGAUCAACAUGACAGGAUUUCUGUGUGCUCUGGGCGGUGUGUGCCUCCAGCAGCGCAGCACCCCUGGCCCACCCACAUACAGUCCACCUAUGGGUUCCAUGACUGAGCGUAAACACUCCAUGAUCUCUAUGGGCCCUUGUGAGGUGUCCAACCUCAUGACCUCCUCUUGCUCUUCGGCCUCGAGUGAGACACCUGUGAGCCGCUUCCUGGACCGGCUGCUGGCUCUGCUGGUUUGUGGCCACGACAGGGUGGGCCUCCAUGUUCGCACCAAUGUUAAGGAUCUCCUUGGAUUGGAGCUCAGUCCAGCUCUGUAUCCCAUGCUGUUCAACAAGCUCAAGAACAGCAUUGGCAAGUUCUUUGACACUCAGGGACCGGUUCCCAUCAACGACACUAACACACAGUUUGUGGAGCAGACCAUAGCCAUCAUGAAGAACCUGUUAGAUAACCACUCAGAGGGCAGCUCUGAACACCUGGGACAAGCCAGCAUUGAGACCAUGAUGCUCAACCUAGUAAGGUAUGUGCGUAUUUUGGGUAAUGUAGUCCAUGCGAUCCAGAUCAAAACCAAGCUCUGCCAGCUGGUCGAGGUGAUGAUGGAGAGACGAGAUGACCUGUCCUUCUGCCAGGAGAUGAAGUUCAGGAACAAGAUGGUGGAAUAUCUGACAGACUGGGUAAUGGGAACCUCCAACCAAGCUGCUGAUGAUGACAUCAAGUGCCUGACAAGGGACCUGGACCAAGCCAGUAUGGAGGCUGUAGUAUCACUGUUAGCUGGUCUUCCUUUGCAGCCAGAGGAGGGAGAUGGAGUAGAGCUGAUGGAGGCGAAAUCUCAGCUCUUCUUGAAGUACUUUACUCUGUUCAUGAACCUGCUGAAUGACUGCAGUGAGGUGGAGGAUGAAGGCCAGGCAGUUGGGGGACGUAAGAGAGGAAUGUCCCGACGUCUGGCAUCCCUUCGACAUUGCACCAUCCUAGCAAUGUCCAAUCUACUCAAUGCUAAUGUGGACAGUGGUCUUAUGCACUCAAUUGGUCUCGGUUAUCACAAAGAUCUUCAGACUCGAGCCACAUUUAUGGAAGUGCUGACCAAGAUCCUUCAACAGGGAACAGAGUUUGACACACUGGCUGAGACUGUGUUGGCUGAUCGCUUUGAGAGGCUGGUAGAGCUGGUCACCAUGAUGGGAGACCAAGGAGAGCUGCCCAUUGCCAUGGCAUUAGCUAAUGUGGUUCCAGGGUCUCAAUGGGAUGAACUAGCACGAGUCCUGGUGACACUGUUUGAUUCCCGACACCUACUCUACCAACUCCUGUGGAAUAUGUUUUCUAAAGAGGUGGAGCUAGCUGACUCCAUGCAAACCCUCUUCAGAGGAAAUAGCCUGGCCAGCAAGAUAAUGACCUUCUGUUUCAAGGUAUACGGGGCGGCCUAUCUGCAGAAGUUACUGGAGCCUUUAUUGAGAGGAGUCAUCACAACCCCUGAACACAUUAGCUUUGAGGUGGACCCCACCAGAUUGGAACAAGGUGAGAACCUCGAAGAGAACCAGAGGAACCUGCUGCAAAUCACUGAGCGCUUUUUUCAGGCCAUCAUUAGUUCAUCAGGCGAAUUUCCCCCACAGCUCCGCAGUGUCUGCCACUGUCUCUACCAGGCUACUUGCCACUCUCUACUGAAUAAAGCAACAGUAAAAGAAAAAAAGGAAAGCAAAAAAGCAGUUGUGAGUCAGCGGUUCCCACAGAACAGCAUUGGUGCGGUGGGCAGUGCUAUGUUUCUGCGCUUCAUCAACCCUGCUAUUGUGUCCCCCUAUGAGACUGGUAUUUUAGACAAGAAGCCUCUGCCCAGGAUAGAGCGGGGGCUCAAACUCAUGUCCAAGAUUUUGCAGAGUAUUGCAAACCACGUCUUAUUUACAAAAGAAGAACACAUGAGGCCUUUUAAUGACUUUGUGAAGAGCAACUUUGAUUCAGCCCGAAGGUUUUUCUUGGACAUAGCGUCUGACUCUCCACCCAGUGAUUCUGUCAACCACAGUCUGUCAUUUAUCAGUGACGGUAAUGUGCUGGCUCUCCACCGGCUGCUGUGGAAUAAUCAGGAAAGAAUUGGCCAGUACUUAUCCAGUAACAGGGACCACAAGGCUGUAGGUAGGCGACCUUUUGACAAGAUGGCCACCUUGCUGGCUUACCUCGGACCGCCGGAACACAAACCUGUGGCUGACACUCACUGGUCUAGUCUCAAUCUGACCAGCUCCAAGUUUGAGGAGUUUAUGACCAGGCAUCAAGUACACGAGAAGGAGGAAUUCAAAGCCUUAAAGACCCUCAACAUUUUCUACCAGGCAGGAACCUCAAAGAUUGGAAAUCCAGUGUUCUACUAUGUCGCCCGCAGGUUCAAAACGGGCCAGAUCAAUGGUGACCUGCUCAUCUACCAUGUCCUUCUCACCCUCAAACCCUACUAUGCUAAGCCCUAUGAGAUAGUGGUAGACUUAACACAUGUUGGACCCAGCAAUCGUUUCAAGACUGACUUCCUCUCUAAGUGGUUUGUCGUCUUUCCUGGCUUUGCAUAUGAGAAUGUAGCAGCUGUUUAUGUCUACAACUGCAACACUUGGGUAAGAGAGUACACAAAGUAUCAUGAGCGGCUGCUGACAGGCCUAAAAGGGAGCAAGCGGCUCCAGUUCAUUGAUUCUCCAGCUAAGCUGGCAGAGCACAUUGAACCUGACCAACAGAAGCUGCCUGCAGCCACACUGAUACUGGAGGAAGACCUUAAAGUCUUCCACAAUGCCCUCAAACUGGCCCACAAAGAUACCAAGGUCUCAAUUAAGGUAAGGUUUCAGCCAAUGAACUUAUCUGCAGCUUACAACCUAUUGUGUGCUUUGACCUGCACCUUUAAUCUGAAGAUAGAGGGCCAGCUGCUGGAGACAUCAGGUCUCUGCAUCCCAGCCAACAAUACGCUCUUUAUAGUUUCCAUCAGCAAAACUCUGGCAGCCAACGAACCUCACCUGACUCUGGAGUUUCUGGAGGAGUGCAUCUCAGGCUUCAGCAAGUCUAGCAUCGAGCUGAAGCAUCUCUGCUUGGAGUACAUGACACCCUGGCUGCUCAACCUGGUCCGCUUCUGUAAGCACAAUGACGAUGCCAAGCGCCAGCGGGUCACUGCCAUUUUGGACAAACUCAUCACCAUGACAAUAAAUGAAAAACAGAUGUAUCCCUCUAUCCAGGCUAAGAUCUGGGGCAGCCUUGGCCAGAUAACAGACCUGCUGGAUGUGGUCUUAGACAGCUUUAUUAAGACCAGUGCCACAGGAGGCCUGGGUUCCAUCAAAGCAGAGGUUAUGGCUGAUACUGCAGUGGCUCUAGCCUCAGGAAAUGUCAAAUUGGUCUCCAACAAGGUGAUUGGGCGGAUGUGUAAGAUCAUCGACAAGACGUGUCUGUCCCCAACACCAACACUGGAGCAGCACCUGAUGUGGGAUGACAUUGCCAUCUUGGCUCGCUACAUGCUCAUGUUGUCCUUCAACAACUCUCUAGAUGUGGCAGCCCACUUGCCUUAUCUGUUCCAUGUGGUAACCCUGCUAGUAGCCACUGGGCCUCUGUCCCUCAGGGCCUCCACUCACGGUUUGGUCAUCAACAUUAUCCACUCCCUCUGCACCUGCUCUCAGCUCAACUUCAGUGAGGAAACAAAGCAGGUUCUGAGGCUGAGUCUGACUGAGUUCUCCCUGCCCAAGUUCUACCUGCUGUUUGGCAUCAGCAAAGUCAAAUCAGCCGCUGUGAUUGCCUUCCGCUCCAGCUACAGAGACCGCUCAUUCUCACCAGGCUCUUAUGAGAGGGAGACCUUUGCACUGUCCUCCCUCGAAACCGUCACUGAGGCCUUACUGGAAAUCAUGGAGGCUUGUAUGAGGGACAUACCAAGCUGCAAGUGGUUAGACCAGUGGACAGAACUUGCACAAAAGUUUGCAUUCCAAUACAACCCAUCUCUUCAGCCCAGAGCACUGGUGGUGUUUGGCUGCAUCAGUAAAAGAGUGAGCCAUGGCCAGAUCAAGCAGAUCAUUCGAAUCCUGAGCAAGGCUAGCCCUCUGCUCAGCAUAGACCGGGGUCUCGAGAGCUGUCUGAAGGGGCCAGACAAUUACAACAGCCAAGUAUUAAUAGAGGCCACAGUCAUUGCUCUGACUAAGCUACAACCUCUACUCAGCAAGGAAUCUCCCAUGCACAAAGCUCUGUUCUGGGUGGCAAUAGCUGUGCUGCAGCUGGAUGAAGUCAACCUUUACUCAGCUGGAACGGCCCUGCUGGAGCAGAACCUCCACACUCUGGACACAAUGCGUGUUUUCAAUGAUAAGAGUCCAGAAGAAGUAUUCAUGGAGAUCAGGCGUCCUUUAGAAUGGCACUGUAAGCAGAUGGAUCACUUUGUCGGCCUCAACUUUAGCGCCAACUUUAACUUUGCACUGGUGGGCCACCUACUCAAAGGCUACAGGCACCCAUCAGCCACCACAGUCGCGAGGACAGUGAGAAUCCUUCACACACUGUUGGCUCUCAUCAGCAAGCAUCUGAAAUGUGACAAGUUUGAGGUCAACACCCAGAGUGUGGCCUAUCUGGCUGCACUGCUCACUGUAUCUGAGGAGGUCCGAAGUCGCUGCAGCCUCAAACACAGGAAGUCACUAUUAAUUUCUGACCUCUCCAUGGACCCAGUUCCUAUGGACACCUUCUCAAGUCAUAUGACUGAUCCUACGUGCACCCGGAAGAGCUUUGAUCAUCUCAUAUCAGACUCCAAAGCACCAAAGAGACCAGAAAUGGAGUCAGGCAUGACUACCCCUCCGAAGAUGAGGCGUGUAGCAGAGAACGACUAUGAGAUAGAGACACAGAGAAUUGGAAACUCUCACCUUCGCAAGGUGUCUGUAUCAGAGUCCAAUGUUCUGCUGGACGAGGAGGUGCUUACCGACCCAAAGAUCCAGGCUCUGCUGCUCACUGUGCUGGCCACCCAGGUCAAAUACACCACUGAUGACUUUGACCAGCGGAUUCUGUAUGAGUAUUUAGCUGAAGCUAGUGUUGUCUUCCCAAAGGUUUUUCCAGUUGUCCACAAUCUACUGGACUCCAAGAUCAACACUGUGCUAUCCAUGUGCCAGGAUAUCAAUCUCCUGAACCCUGUCCACGGCAUUGUCCAGAGUGUGGUGUACCAUGAGGAGUCACCCCCCCAGUACCAACCUUCCUAUUUACAAAGCUUUGGCUUUAACGGACUUUGGAGGUUUGCUGGACCCUUCUCUAAGCAAACCCAGAUUCCAGACUACGCUGAGCUGAUUGUCAAGUUCUUGGAGGCAUUGAUUGACAGCUACCUGCCAGCAGCUGACGAGGAACGAGGGGAGGAGCAACUGAGGACACCUACUUCCCCCUACCCUCCUACCAGCCAGAGCCAGCUUAGCAUCACUGCCAACCUCAACCUGUCAAACUCGAUGACCUCACUGGCCACUUCACAGCACUCACCAGGUGUAGAUAAGGAGAAUGUCCAGUUGUCCCCCAGCUCAGCUUUGUCCAGUGGAGGUCGUACUCGCCAUGGUUCAGCCAGUCAGGUCCAGAAGCAGCGCAGUGCUGGCAGCUUCAAGAGACCCAGCAUCAAGAAGAUUGUCUGAUCGACCAGAGAAGACAGCUGCCCCGUCACACAUAUACUUUCUUUCUCCCCCUCUCCACCUGUCCCAGGCCUGCCAGGCCUCAUGCUGCACUCCACAUUUACUCUUUAGUUCCUCCUUCACGGUUGUUGCUUUGGCAGAACAGGUGAUCGUGUGUUUCGUAACAAGGAGGAAUAUUAGCAAGGGCAAACUUGAAUUCUGCUGCUUGAUUUUUAUUUAUUUUAUAAUUUUUUUAUCAUUAUAAUUGUUUUCUUUCUCCUUUUUUUCCUCAAAUCUUUAACUUUAGACAGUACAUGGUGUCAGACAGGCUCCUUCUCUUCAUAGGGACAGUGUUUGGAAACACUUUAACUGUCCUGCCGUGAGGGACGCCACACUUUAAGUGGAAAAACUGAAGGGAAAAUGGUGUGAAUGGAUUCGGAUGUCGACUGUGAUGUGUCUCGGUCGGCACAGUCCAAACAGGAAGUCUCUGACUUCAGGCAAGUCCCUUGGCCUUCCUCCAGACUAAAUAUUCCAGUGUCAGUGAGAUGGACCAAACGACAACAGUAAAUAGGCGAUUGGGUGUGUCUGCGAGAAAAGACCUCUUCUCUGGACAUCUCAGCUCCCCUCUCCCAGUACUGUACAUAUGUUACAUAGAUUAUGUAUAACUAGUCCUUAGUUCUAAUUUAGAUGUGGAUGUUUUCUCCAUGGUGUGCCUUUGUCAGGGUUUUUCAAUGUGUACAAUUUGUAAAGUAAAAUUAAAAUCUUGCUGGGGACAAAGACCAGGUACUAAUCUUGGAGGCGAGCCAUCCAUAUCUUCACAAGUUCACCAAGCUAUGUCACGACAGGCCUCCAACGAUCAUCAAAUAUACAAUCAUCAAUAUACCCUGCUGCCUGAAAAUAUUUAUCUUGUACAAGUAGAUCAUAGUACACGAAUCAUCUAUUUACUUUCCAUAAACUGUCUUUCAACAUGAAGAUUGCAAAACACUAGAGAAAAUGCAUCUGUAAAUAGCUGCGAGCUUUCGGGUUUGUUUGGUUUUUCUGUCCUUGUGUUUUUUGUUGAUAUUUUAUUAUGAACUGUAUUUUUUUUUAGCAGCAUAGCAUUAAAUUUGUUUACACAUGGACCAUGAAAAUUGAGUAAUAGGCAAUAAUCCUCAACUCUCAAACUUUGUCAACCUUUUUUUUUUCCUUCACACAAACCGGAAGAACACAUUACUGUCAGCUUGGUGCAAUAUGUGGCCAACUUCUGAGUUACUUGUUCAAAUAGAGAUUUAACUCAUAGUGGACAGCGUGGUUUCUAGGCGUGUUUCAUCUCGGCAGUCUGAGCUGGAUCCUUGAAAAGGAAAGUCCAACCAGAAAGCAGCUUCGUCUGUUAGAGGAGUUGACUGUGCUCUUCUGUUUUUAAAUCUGACUAAAGUCGCCACUGUUCCCGUCUGUACGAAAGUGAAAAUCAAAAAACUCGUCACUGUCAUGCAGCCAGAGUCUUGCCUUCUACUUGCUCAUAAAUGAGGCCGUAGCUCACGUCCUGAGCCUCUGCCGUUUUGAGCUUUCAGUGAUCUUUGCUGUGCAAUCAUCAUUUUCAUAACAAAAUUAUUACUAAAUAUUAGCUUUACUCACAGAAACUCAUUACCUUUAUUAUUCAGGAUGAUUUUCAAAAUAAAUGUAUUUUAUUGACAAACACUUGGUUUUAUCAGCAAACAUUACCAGUAUUGAAAUAAUAAUAUUCGUGUUUACUUUUCAUGUUCUUAUAAACAUUGAUUUUGAAAAUAAGCCUAAAACAGACAUUUUUUUUAAAAAAUUGUGAUUAUAGCCAUCAGCUGCUUUUUCCCCAGAUGUCUUUGCUAAGAUGGAGUAUUAAGUAAUCGUCCAUCUGCCCGGCCCUUAAAACCAUGUCUGAAUCCCAUCUACUGGACACAAACUGGUUCUGAAUUAUGUCAACAGUGUCAGAAGCACCUGUUUCCAAGAUGUAGGUGUCAUGUUAUCUUUAUAUACGCCUGAUAGCUCACAGCAGUACCAAAAAGUGUAAAAUUAGACAAUUUUCUACAAAAUUACCCAAGAACACAAAACAAUAGGUCACAGAGCAGGACAAAGCACUAAGACUGUGACUUAUGGUUCAUUUCUAUAGCUCCUUUGACCUUUUCUGAGAACAAAAUGUUUGAUCAAAGAGGGUGACAAAGUGACUGAAUAUAGUGGCAACUGACAGUGCUUGACAUUUACUUUAUAUGUAGCUGCCCACAAAAACGAUCAGGUAUUCAGAAAGAAAUGGGCAUCAUACCCCGCUCCAUUUGGUAUGGUUUUCUAGCAUUACUGAAAAAUGGUGAAAUAAAACGUGGUUUCGGUUUCAGUCCUUAAAAGUAAUUCCAGAGCUCCCAGUCCGCACGAUCAUAGAGAUGACAGGUCUUCACUUGCAGAGACUGAGCAGAUUCUUUGGGCGAAGUACGUGGUAGUAAAUGCUUUUCAUCUGUGUGGCUUCAGAACGGUCUACAUAAUAAGAAUUGUGUUUCGGCUCAUUUACUACAUAUCACGGGAACUGUGCAUCACUGCUGACUGUUUUCAAAGCAUGCUGUUGUGUUUUAGAUGCUGUACUGCAGUUCUAACUUUCAGGGCAGCCUGCAUGUGGUGAUAGAAAGUGAGAUAACAAAAAAAAUCUGCAGUACAACCCAACACGUCUCUACGUGCAAUGGUGUCAAAGUAUAAGAAACCGGAAUGGUUUACUUUUACACUCACACUGUUCCACUCACUACAUAUGUUGGUCACAAUACUCCAAAAAUUGUUCACAAUUAAAAUUAAAUCAUUAAAAAUUAUUGGCUCUUUCAUUAUUGGGUUUUUUAAACUGCCAGUCAUUGCUAUCGUUAUUGUCUUUCCAUUAUUAUUAUUACUCUUCACAAUAACAAUAAACCUCUGACAACACAAGCAGUCACGACGCUCAGUGUAGAUCACUUAACCUGCCUUGCAGGCUGAUCUGGAUGUUGGAACCUGUAGCUGUUUUGAGAAAAUGACUUGCUUUGGAAGUGAUCACAAAAUUUGUAGUGACACUGUGUCCUGGACCUGUGCAGUUAGUCAAAACACUUUAAUCUAUGCAUAAAAAGAGUUGAGUAUUGUUGAACAACUAUGAAUUUAUUUUAAACAUAUUUUUUAAAGAUUAAUGUCAUUUGUUGAUACAUCUGUGAAUCGGUCGCAACAGAUUUCUUUCCUUGUCUUGUAGUGGUCUGACAGGAUGUUAUUUUCUACUGUGCAUGUAGCUCUUUCAGUCAGUAUAUCAUGAGAUUUGUCAUAAAGGAGAAAGAGAAAUACUUUAAUGAAGGAUGUUUAGUUAAAUAAAUGAACACAUGAAACGUGACUUCUUAUGUUGGCCUCCAUGAGGCCAUCGCUAACAGAUUUUCUUGUAUAAAAUCAAAGAGUCAAAAUCAAACAAGAAAUAUGUAUUGCUGAAGUCCUAACAUUGUUUUAAAGUACAAGAAGUUAAUAAAUGCCCAAAGAGUUCCAUUGAUGUACAAUCUGAAAGGGCCGGAAGGAAAAAAACAUUUCUGAAUGUUCCAGUGGGCUUCAGUCUUGCAGCUUUCUGGUCAGAGUGCUGAAAAAGCAGGUAACUCUGGACACUUGACAGUUCUUCUAUGUCAACUUUACACAAUUUGUCCAUCUGAAAUACUCAUUCUGUCAGAAUAGAUGGUAAUAGAGACCAAAAUGUUUUGCCUUAAGUUGACAGAGACGUAUAAUUGGAUCCAUCAAUAUUGCUUCCUGACGAAUCGUAGCAUGGUGCCUUUCAUGAUUUGUGAGAUGUCAUUAGGAUGGAUUUAAAAGGAAGUGGCUGCUGGGAACAAGAAGUGUUGUCUGACACUGGCUCCCUCAUCCACGUUUCUCAUUUCCAGUGUGUAAAUCCUCUCCUAUAGUCUUAGCCCCUUACACCCAAAACAUGAGUGGUGGCGGCGCAAAUGCAAGGAGAAAUGAGUCACCACAGCACCGAUCUACAAUGAGCAUGAACGUCUGUGUUUAUUAAAAAUAAUUCACACUGACGUGACGAGAAUGUAUGGAUGCAAUUUUUUAUACACUAGAUGUGUAUAGUUAAAUCAUGCCAUCAUUCAUCUGAGAACUACAACUUUCAUGCAGAGAUGGAUUUCCAGGUCACAGGCAGACGUGAGACUGUCAAAGACGGGCUGUUAGUGCACUCUGUAUUACUGUUGGUUGUAGAAGUUGUGUUAUGAGGUAAAAAAUAAGGUAACCAUUCUGUCAGAUUGAUUGUCAUCCAAUGUGAAUUUAAUAAUGGGAAUUUAAAACAAAAAAAACCAAAAAACAUCGAAUGUGAUGUCAUGUAAUAUUUUGUCUCCAAUCCUGGCAUUAGAAAGUGUUGGUGGUAUGACUCACAGCUGUAUAACUGCUAAAAAAAAAAGCCCUUCCUAUAAUUUGAAGCAUCUCCAGACCUCGAAGCUACUGAUGAUACUGAACAGAUACCACGAGUGUGAUGUGUUAAAAUCUUAUUUGACAUCAGAGUUUCCCAAAUAUUCUUUUCUAGAGCCACACUGCAGUCACUGAGUUGAUCCAUUCUCCUUAUGUAACUAGGCCUACUCUAAGAUCAAAAUGCAGCAUCACGUUUUCUCUCUUUUUCUUUUGACCCUUCAAUUUGUUAAAACUCAAUGAGAAACUCAUGAGAUGUGGAUCAUACAGUCACUGAUGCUGUUAAGGGACACAUUUCUUUAGAGUUCAGUGUCAGAAUUGCAUUGAAACAUCUCACGAGUAAGUCUGCUCACCACUCCUCACAAGUGAACUGUUGUUAAAGAUAUACUACAGAACUAUGUCCACAGCCAUCCGGUCAAAGAAUCAGCUACUAUACCUUUAACCAAACACAAUCAGGAAACAUCUGAAGGUCAGCUGUAUUUGAGGAACAUGGCAACGGGUUUCCAUUAUUUCCAGGUUUUAGUUUGACUUGUGUGAAUGAAAUUAUUAAAAAUAUAUAUCCAUAACCUCUGACACAAGUGGUUAACUUGCACUAAUUUAAAAAUGGUCAUGGGUUUGUAAAGAUGAAAAACCUCAAAAUGCGGCAUGUUUUAUUUGAUGUUAUGCAAAAUUCAAUGUCUGUAGAGUAUUAGCCGGAGUUUUGUUUUUAAUGCAGUAUGUGUGGAAUUGUAAAUACUUUGUGUACAAUUUGAGAUGGUAUAUUUACUAUACUGUACAUAUGUGUGACAUUGUAUCAUUUUGUUUUUGUAAAACAGUUAGUUUCUGUAUAAUAAUAAACAAAUUUAACUACU